Molecule: messenger RNA, 4184 nt
Organism: Phycodurus eques (leafy seadragon)
Lineage: Eukaryota; Metazoa; Chordata; Actinopteri; Syngnathiformes; Syngnathidae
Gene: parp2
Product: poly (ADP-ribose) polymerase 2
Exons: 15
Coding region: 110-1723 (537 amino acids)
Molecular function (GO): zinc ion binding; NAD+ poly-ADP-ribosyltransferase activity
Source: RefSeq, a predicted model, not a curated record
CUCGGAAGUGGAAGUUUCCCGCCCACUUUUUACUCAACGGGUUUUGUUUACGCUGCGCAGUUCGGAACUCAUAUUGUUUGAUUAAUAAUAGUAAAUUUUACUAACCGUUAUGAGGCGGUCAACAAGAAGUUCCAAAAGCAGAACUUUGCCACAAAAUGAAGAAAGCAAGUCUGAGAAUGUAGUAUGGCAGUGGCAGGGCGAUGAAGGCCAGUGGGAGGCGUACUCUCCAUCCGACUGCGCCCUGCUGGACUCGGCCCUCGCCUCGAGGAAAACCAACAUAUCCCUGACUUUGGGUUCAGGGUCGGUCUACCAGGUGGACCUGAAGAAGAUGGUCCAGGUCAACCCCGUCACUAAGUACAAGAGGAAGAUCCGUUCGCAGACGCUAAAAGGAGAAAGUUCUGAUGAACUUUCGUUGGGAGCACUUGGGGGAGACCCAAGUGCUCCCAACGGGGAUCCGAUGGUGGUGAAACAGGAAGCAGAGGAUAGCGAGGAGCAGCUGUCCAAAGGCAAGAGGAAACGAGGCAAGAGCCAGGCCAGCAGCACCGCAGACAAGAGACUCAAGGAAGAGACGCUGAGCGAAGAAGUUGUGAAGACUGUGGUCAUGAAGGGAAAAGCUCCAGUGGACACGGAAUGCAAAGCCAAGCUUGGGAAGGCUCACAUUUACAGCGAAGGAGCGGACGUUUAUGACGUGAUGAUGAACCAAACCAACCUUCAGUUCAACAACAACAAAUAUUACCUAAUUCAACUGCUUGAGGAUGACGCGGCCAAGGUGUUUAGUGUGUGGAUGAGGUGGGGCAGAGUGGGCAAAGUGGGUCAGUCCAGCCUGACAUCCUGCGGUGGAGAUCUGCUCAAGGCCAAAGAUAUCUUCAAGAAGAAAUUCUUUGACAAGACCAAAAAUGAGUGGGAACACAGAGCGGGCUUUGAGAAGGUGGUUGGAAAAUACGACAUGGUCUACAUGGACUACAGCACAAGUUCAAAAGAGGAGAAGCAGACCGCGGAAGUUGCCAAAGCGCCAAAGAAAACCUCCAAGCUGAACGUGACGGUCCAGUCUCUGCUGGAGCUCAUCUGUGACGUCAAAGCCAUGGAGGAGGUGGUGCUGGAGAUGAAGUUUGACACUCGCAAGGCUCCUCUUGGCAAACUUACCUUGGAGCAGAUCAGUGCCGGCUACACGGCUCUCAAGAGGAUUGAGGCGUGUCUGAAGAGGAAAGAUGGUGGCCGUGAGCUGGUGGAAGCCUGCAACCAGUUCUACACACGUAUCCCGCAUGACUUUGGGUUAAAAACGCCACCUCUCAUUCGGACAGAAGAUGAGCUGAAAAAGAAGAUUGAGUUGUUAGAGGCACUGAGGGACAUCCAGGUUGCGGUAAAAAUGGUUGAGAGCACCAGCGACGACCACGACGAGCAUCCUCUGGAUCGCCAUUACCGCUCCCUCAACUGUCUGCUAGACCCCCUGGACCCCCUCAGCCAAGAAUACAAGGUGAUCGAAAAGUACCUGCAGUCCACUCACGCUUCUACGCACUGCGACUACACCAUGAGCGUGCUGGACAUCUUCGCCAUGGACCGCGACGGCGAGAGCAGCCACUUCCUGUCGGACAUGCACAACAGGAUGCUGCUGUGGCACGGGUCCCGUCUCUCCAACUGGGUGGGCAUCCUCAGCCAGGGGCUCAGAGUGGCGCCACCUGAAGCUCCUGUCACAGGUUACAUGAUGCUGUGGGCGUGUCACUGAAUGCUCUGAAACCCCCGCCUCCCUGGAACUUUCAGCUGUCAAUCUAAUAGGUGGUUUCUCUCCCGGUUAAGAAUUCCCAGCGCCAAUGCACAUUGCACACGCGCCGCAGAGAGGGAAUCUGUGGCAGCCAGGCAACCUCUGAGCCUCGGCAUAAUGCGACAAUUUUGCCUCCAUUGAAAUUCAGCGCUCCAUUAAUCGUGCUGCUGUGGCCGCCAAAGUGUGCACUAUAUGCGGCCACAGUAGUGCGUGCACCGCGCUCCCCCUGGAUGAUUUCCCCCCCCCCCUCCUCGCCCAACGACGUUACGGGCAGCAAUUGUGAGGCUGAUGGCCCUAAUGCCGUUGCAGCGGACCACUGGCGGCAACUCUAGCUGCCGGCAUGGGGCUGCGGGAGCGGCGGAUCAUACUUGGUUCGCCGCUGCCUCGCUACGCGCCGUGCGUGGGGGAGACAGCAGAAACACUGUAGCCCAAAUAACACAAAACAUACGACAUUUCACGGAAGAUGUUUUAUUUUAUUUAUUUAUUUUUUAUUGAAGGCACAGUGUGAUGGCUAACUGCACAUUGUACUAGUUAUUAUGAAUAAGGAAGUGGCAAUUAUGCCGAAUGGCCACUGCAUGGAAUAAACGCGCUUGGUACUUAUUUAGUGGGGGAGAGGCGACUCAUGUUGUGCCCUGACCGUUUUAGCCCUGCCCAAAAAAAACCCAGACAACUGAAACGGUGGAAAAAAGUUUCAUGCUAUAUCUCAAAUUAAGUAUUAAAUUGUUCUCAGUCUUUACACGUUUUCAGCACUUACUUUCAAACAUAUUGAAUGUAUUUAGAAAAAAUUUUUUUUAAUGACUUUACUGGGCCAUUAAUGUUCAAACUGCAUAAUGUUACAAUGGCUUACAAUUGCAUUGUUAUUUAUGUAUGUAGUUUUGUAUUUAAUUAUUAUUUAAAUUAUAUGUCUAUUUCUAUUUUACAUAUUCACUUCACACGGUGGCCGAUAUAUAUUUCUAUUUUACAUAUCCGGUUUCCUCCCACAUCCCAAAAACAUGCAUUAAUUGGAGACUCUAAAUUGCCCGUAGGAAUGUGAGUGCGAAUGGUUGUUUGUUUCUAUGUGCCCUGCGAUUGGCUGGCAACCAGUUCAGGGCGUACCCCGCCUCCUGUCCAAUGACAGCUGGGAUAGGCUCCAGCACGCCCGCGACCCUAGUGAGGAGAAGCGGCUCAGAAAAUUGAUGGAUGAAUGGAUGGAUAUUCACUUCACACGGUGGACGACUGGUUAGAGCGUCAGCUUCACAGUUCUGAGGACCGGGGUUCAAUCCCCGGCCCCGCCUGUGUGGAGUUUGCAUGUUCUCCCCGUGCCUGCGUAGUUUUCUCCGGGCACUCCGGUUUCCUCCCACGUCCCAAAAACAUGCACAUUAUUUGAAAACUCUAAAUUACCCAUAGGUGUGAAUGUGAGCGCAAAGGGUUGUUUGUUUGUAUGUGCCCUGCGAUUGGCUGGCAACCAGUUCAGGGUGUACCCCGCCUCCUGCCCGAUGAUAGCUGGGAUAGGCUCCAGCAUGCCCACGACCCUAGUGAGGAGAAGCGGCUGGGAAAAUGAAUGGAUGGAUAUUCACUUCAACUUUUUUAAAUAAAGUACAGUACAUGUGUUAAGUGCAGUUCAGUUGUAUCCAACUUUUAAGUACAAUUCAUCUGCAAUUAAUCUUUUAGAACUGUCUUCAAAAAUGAUUUUUAUUUUUUAUAUAACAAGUGCAAAAAAACUUGAAUAGAAUAGUUUUAUAAAUAUUUUUUUUUCCCCCAUGCGCAUUGUUAGAGUGGAUUACAAUAGCAAUUUUGUUAUUCAUGCAUUUAUUUUCGUGUAUUUUGUCUUUUAUUUGACUUAUUUGAAAUGUAUAUAGAUUUUUACUUUACAUAUUUGUUCUUAUUUAUAUAUACAUUUUGAUUUUGUGUUAUGUAUGUACUGCAUUAUUUGAUUUGCAGUAUUUUGUUAUUCAUAUUUUUUGGAUUCAUUAAAAACAUUUUGUUGUGUUUUUUUACAUUAAGAAUUUUUUUUAAAUUUUGUUCUGCAGUAUUUCAGUAGUAUUCUUCCAAUUUAUUUUGUUUAUGUAUUUUAUGCAUUACUUUUUACUUUGUUAUUGUAUUUACUUACACAUAUCUAGAAUAUUGUAUGUUCCAUCUUAAACUGCUGACAUGAAGUGUCACUCGAAUAAAAAAAAAGAAAAGAAAGAAAAAGCGCAUUGGCAGAGGUAACCAAGCACAAUAAUAACUCAACAGUGUACAUGAUAAAUAGUUUUACCUCCACCAAGGAGGUUGUUUGUAUGUUAACAAUAUAGAAGCUAAUUAUAUAAUUCAGGCCUGUGUAUUUAUGAAAGUGUACUAUUUGGUGUUUGGAUUGUUUUGCCUUGUUAGGACUGUCUUGCCCUGGCGGAGGUCUUUGCGCAACUGACUGUGUGUUGUUGUUUUCACAUUUAAACUGUUUUCGUUG